Messenger RNA from Amoebophrya sp. A120, 3829 nucleotides. The record is from the annotation of a GenBank genome assembly. Lineage: Eukaryota; Dinophyceae; Syndiniales; Amoebophryaceae.
AGUAAAUUUUUUUUGUACUACUCUAACUUCCUCGAGAGAAAAUUGAUUCUUUGUUCUAGUGAAUACUUCACUCUAGAAGUUUUGCUGUUACUUAUUCGAAAGAUGAGGAAACGACUCUGACCCAGAUCCACGACGAUCAGAUCUGCCGACAUGUUCCGCGCCCUAUUAGAACAAGUCAAAACCGCCGGGCGAGUGUGGCUGCGCCGAGGACCACCUGGCAGUGGUCUUUCGGAUUCCGACUCCGAGUCGCUGUCUUCGGAAAGCGACGUCCAUAUCGACGAAGCCCUCGUCGUCGCACGGUGGGAGAGGGUAGGAAACCACGCGAUGAAGCGAAUGCGGCGCGAGCGGGUCAGCGUUCCGUCUCUGGAAGUCAUCGAGGGCUGGGCAACACUCGCCGUGCGGCUUUUGAGGAGAAGCCUGAUUUUGGGCGAAGAUGAGAAUGAAGAAGCGAAAAGUGUGGCACUUGAUGCAAAAGACCGAUCUGUGGUGCUUCAGCACCCAAUUCACUUCAGGGACGCUACGGGUGAGCUGCUUGUGCAAGGUAACUACGCUGAAAUUAGCACGUAAAAGUAAUCUGGAUGCUGGCCGUUUAUUUGGUAUGCGCAAUUCUACUGCAAAUUUUACAACAUCGACAUUUAUUUCAAUUUAUAGACAAAACGUAGUCGUGUUGAUCGGAUCACUUAACAGAAAUUUCAACUUUUGAGGUUGCGGACCGGCAAACGCGUCUCCUGAGGAGUACCGAAACGAAUUCCUCUACCGAGCUAAACACGCUUCGUCGCAGCCAGUGCCACAAGAGUGCUACGACAUGCUGAAGAGCCCGGACCACAGCCCGUUGCCGCACGUGGAUACCGACACGACAGUCCCGAAUAACACGGGCGCUUUGCUUCGAUAUCGGGUGGUUUGCCGAUUCCCGGUGCACGCACGAGGGGGACCCAACCAGCAAGCGCGCGAGCGCAUCAAGGCAGACGCAAAACUGCUAAGUGCGCCAAUCGACGCCCGCAUCUCUUCAAUCGCCGUUAUGCAGGGGGACCGCUUCACCGAUCACAACGUACAGCAGGGGGCCCGGCGAUCGCCGGUAUGGAAGCGAUCUUCAAGGUGCUCAACGAUCCGUGUUACCGAACGAUAGAACACAGACGAGGUCCGUAUUGAAGUUCAGUUUUCAUUUGUUGAGAUUCCCAAAAGACUGUUCGUUUUUCAUGAGAAGUGUUCAGCUUCGAAUUCGUUUCGCGCAUGAGAAAUCAUGUUUCUCGUUCUUCUUUCUCAUCGUGGAAAAAACAAUUCUCGCUUCACAAAAAACAAAAACAGAAUUUGAUUUUUCUUUGCGAUUCAGUGCGGAGUCACACCAGUAUAAAAAUAAAAAAAGAGUAAAAAAAUUGAGGUAUACUUACUUCAAUUUUGUGGAAAAUGUGUGACAUUCUUGAACUCUUACUUUUUGCUAUAUGGAAUUUUUUUGAUCGUGUGCUAUUGCAAAUCUUGUACAAGUUUGUUGGCUGAUAGGCUGUUAUGGUGAAGAGAGACUGUUCAUGGUAUGAACCUGCUCUGACUGGCUUUCGAUCGUGCUAGAAAUCGUUUUUAUGAAUUCAUGAACUUUGUGUACAGGAGUUUGGUCUUGAGUCACAGAGCUUUUACUUUUAUGUGUUUACUUUUCUAUGAUUGCAAUCAUGACUGUUGUGUGAAAGUUUCAAUAUUUUAUUGUACAAUUGGCCGGCAAAGACUUGUGCAUAAUUUCGUUCUUUUACUUUGAACUUAAUUACGAAAAAACUAAAUCUGUGAUGCUAAUUUUGCAAAAUUUUUUUACUCUACAUAUGCUAUCUGAAUUUCGUUUGUUGACAUUGCCCGCUCUAGUAAUGACUCAGACUUACUUUUGGUGAGUUCGUCCGAGUAAUUGAGAUGCGAAGGGCAAUGUAGUAGGUAGUCGACAUGUCGUUCUUGCAGUGCCUCGCGCAAAACUGCCAUUUCUAGCUGCAGGCGUUUCGAGCCGAGGUUGAUAUUGCAUGCACGAGUGUGAUCAAUGAUCGACCCGCAGUCCGUAACUAGGACCAGCGGGAUGUUACGACCAAGGAUCUUACUUAGAAUGUUUUUGAUACUAAACGCGCGGUCGACGACUUGCACAAGCAUGACAGUCUCUGCCUGCAAGGUCGAAGUGCAAACGCGCCUAAUGCGCUUACUACUAGGGUGGAUCAGAUUCGCUUUGAUGGUCUCAGUGCGAAUCUGUGUGUCCCGGUGGAUUUUAGGUAACACCCCGGGCUUGUGCUUUUUCAAAAAGUUUGGCAUAUGGGCGAACCAAAUACAUGACCCACCUUGCGUUUUGCACCCCUCCAGAUUGUUCAGCGAGGCAUCGCAAAAUGCGACGAUGCACAAGUUGGACAAAUCCAGAGGCACAAGGCGCCACACUAGCGAAGAUGUAUUUUUCAAAUUGCGAAUAAUCUUAUUUAGCUAGCGACCUGCACGCUUCCCCCCACGCAGGCUCCGCAGCCGGUGUCCUUGAUGCACGUGGUCGGAUUCAGCUGCGGGUGAGACAAGAACGCCUCGUACUGCAGGAUGGAGAAGAAGGUGGUGGCCAUCAGGGCGUCGUAGGUCAGCCCCGCGGCGUCCGGAGAUGCGCCGCCAUAGAAGGAUGGGACUACUUUGCUGUUGCUGGCAUUACUGGUGGUCGGUUAUGGAAGCGAUCUUCAAGGUGCUCAACGAUCCGCAGUACUUUGUGAAUGGCAUGCGCACGGUGCAGUAUGUGUCCUGGUUCAACUACGACAACACCGGUGGAAGCUUCGACCUGCGGCUGAUCGAGGACACCGGGGGCAACGUGCGGCCGCUCGGAAAGCGGUACGCGGAAUUGUGCGAAGAACACCGCGGUGGGCUACCUGCCGGCCGGUGAGUUUUUUUUUUCUUGGUUUGUUUUCGUUUUUACGCGAAUGCAAGUACGAGUUGUACCGCAAUACGUCGAGCAGGGAGGAAGAUACGAGUAGACGAAGUCAAGUACACUAUUAGCUUUUUUUUCAAACAUGCGUCUCGCGCUUUCACUAUUCGGGUUCGGAACGUAUCUAGUAUCAUUUUAGCGCAAGAAGAGACGCGCCGUUUUAGAGUUUUUGUUUUGAAGAUUUUUGCAGAGUGAGCUCGCGAAGAUGCGAGAGCUACUAUUCAGUUCCGGUUUUUUUAACAAGUAUUUUGCACUUUUGAAAAACAUUAAGCGGAUGUUUAUUUUUUUUUACUUCACAUCACAUUCAGAUUCACAUCACAUUUUUUGAGUACUAAGCGACUUUUUGUUUUUUCAUUCUUUCUUUCAUGUUGUGCCGAGCCUUGCCCGAAGUAAUCUGUAGCAUCGUUGUUCCGCUUGAAUGCCUAUAACAUUCUGAUUUUCCGAUAAGGUGAUGGUAGAGAUAAGAACCAGUACACCUACCGUAUUGACCGUUUCACCUGAUACUCUUUCCAAUCAUCUGAAUUGCCCCUUUCUAUUUUUCCGCUAGAUUUCCUUCUAGAGUUUGAAUUUCGCGCCCCCCCCGCACUUCGAACAAUGCUGUUUCGCUGGCCACAAAAUUUUCGCCCCAACAUCAGCAACAAGAAAACGCCCCCGUAAAACAAGAAAACAAAUAAUUUCAGCAUCCCAUGCUUGUUCACAUCAGUAAAAGCAAGUGGAUUAUGCGGUUCGUGAUUUGAUGUUCGUGGAAAGAAAAGAAACCGAAAGUGAUUUGUUUGGAACGAAGUUCCUCUUCGGACUGCUACUGGAACAAAUGGAUGUCAAAAACGUCACAAAAUGGGCCGUGGGAUGAGGACGAUGAAAUCUUCGCACCAGAAUCAUUAAAGAUCUUCAUCUUGUUGUUUAGGUUAUCCGAAA